AUGGCUACGAAUACAUACACUACGACGGUCAUCCAUGCCAAGACUAGCGCAGCGAAAGAGAGCUUGAAUGAGAUCACUACCCAACUCAGCGUAUUCGAUCUCAUCCCACCAAGAGUGUACAUCAAGUUCAUCAUCUAUCUACCUUUGAAACCAGGAAUCAGCUUCCAACAGGCAUUUUCUCACCUUCAGGCUGGUCUUCACUCAACCUUGCGGCAAUUUGCUUUCCUUAACGGUCGCAUCUACCCACGCAAGGAGCAUGAGAGCGGUUGGAGACCGGGACAUAUUGUAGUGUCGUACGACCCAGACGGCCCGAACACCACAGAAGAAGCUCCCCGACAGCUCGCUUUUAAGGAUCUGUCACAGGUGCUGCCCGACUAUGAGGACCUUCGCGACGCAGGAUUUGAGUUCUCUGCUUUUGAUGAUGAGCUCGUUCUGGCCGCCCCCUUCGUGCCAGACUUGACCGGGGGUGCCGACGUAUUCUUGGCACAAGCGAACUUCGUCAAUGGCGGGUGUAUUCUCGCGACAGGAUUCCACCAUUCCGCUAGCGAUGCGACUGGCAUGGUCACGGCGAUGCGUGCGUGGUCUGAACACUGUAGAAACCUCGCGCAGCCGGACAUCAACGUAUGCAGCUGGCUGGCCCCGGAGAGUUUCGAUCGCACACUUCUGGAGCGGCUGUGGAGUAAGACGCCCGCCAAGCCUGUUGCCGAGAUCCCGCGCGAUACAUGGGGCUUUCUAGGCUUCCAACCGCCGGAUGCGGAGGAGGAAACGGCUUCUGCUACGGUCCCGCCCACGGCCCCGCUUCGGACCAUGGAGUCUAGCAUUUUCUACAUCUCUCCGGACAACUUCAACAACUUGAAGAAGGACGUUUUAGAUGACUCUCAUGACGGUACGGGACUUUCGGCCAAUGAUGCACUUUUGGCGCUUUUCUGGCGCGCUCUCAUGAAAGCGCGAUACAAGGCGGCCAUCGCAACCGGCCAGCCAGCGCCGACGGACGAAAUGUCAUACUUGGAAUCUCCCGUCGACGGCCGCACAGAUUUCGACGCCGAGCUUCCGUCGUCGUAUGCUGGGAAUCUCGUUGUUGUCAACAAAGUCCCAAUGCGGGUGGCCAAGCUCGCGUCGCCGACUACAAGCUUGCGCGAUGUCGCCCUGCGCAUUCGGGCACAGGCGGCCAAGGUGAAUCCAGGCCUUGUGAAGGAUGCAUUCACCCUCAUGCGUGAGGUUCCGGAUUACACAAAGCUGAAGCAUGCAUUCACCCGACUUGAUGGCUUUGAUGUCAUGAUCACGUCAGUGUUGCUGCUGCCGCUGGACAAGAUCAACUUUGGCGGUCACGUGUUUGGUAAUGAUGGCAAGCCGGAUUCAUUGCGACCCUUGAUGGAUGCUUUCAAUGCGAAUUUCAGGCUUUGCAUGGUGUUGCCGAUGAAGAGUCACGGGGGUAUCGAGUUGCUUGUUAGCUUAUUCGCUGACGAGAUGGAGCAAUUGUUGGCAGACGAGGAGUUUGCAAACGCUUCGCGUCGGGUGUCCAGCAUUGGCCACUACAGACACACCAAUACCUGA
Molecule: messenger RNA, 1554 nt
Organism: Colletotrichum fioriniae
Lineage: Eukaryota; Fungi; Ascomycota; Sordariomycetes; Glomerellales; Glomerellaceae
Source: RefSeq, a predicted model, not a curated record